AUGGUUUUUUACCCUCCUUCAUGGGUGCCCAAACCUCCCCAUGAAGCGCCUGACUCAGUCCCGAUCCACGAAUUCAUGAGAAACGGCACUUACGGACGCCAACCCUUUGAAAAAUCCCGAAAUCCAUUUACAUGUGGCCUGACCGGACGGACUUACACCCCCGCCGAGUUGUUCGUGCGCUCCGACCACCUCAUGCGCACCCUCGCGCGGCGGACUGGAUGGGCCCCAAACGACAACCUAACGCCGUGGGAAAAGGUCGUCGCUAUCUUCUCUAUCAACACGAUUGACUACAUGCUACCUUUGUACGCCGCACAUGGGCUGAACGGUAUUGUUUCCCCGGUCAAUGCCGCAUAUACCGCUGGCGAGCUUGAGUACCAGCUCCGCAGCUCCGGCGCCCGCGUACUUUUCACCUGCGCUCCGUUGCUUGACAUUGCACUUCGAGCAGUGGAUGCGGUCGGGCUCGAAAGAAACAACGUAUUUUUGAUGCCGACGGUUGACAACGAAGCUGCUAUUGCGCAGAUACCUUUUCCAACUAUUGAAGAGCUCAUUCUCGAAGGUCAAUUAUUAGAGCCGCUGCAGCCGCUUAGGUGGUUGAAAGGCCAAGGCAGAAGGCAAGUGGCCUUCAUAAACUACAGCAGUGGAACGUCGGGGCUCCCAAAGGCCGUCAUGAUCUCACAUUAUAACGUCAUUUCCAAUGUUUUGGCACACGUGGCCUAUGAUUCAGUCGCUCGGGAACAAAAAGGAGUUGAAACCGAGGUUGUUCUGGGUUUGGUACCUAUGAGCCACAUGUUUGGGCUUUUGGUGGUUUCCCACACUGCGACUUGGCGCGGCGACGAGAUCAUUGUGCUGCCCGGAUUUGAUAUUGUUUCCUUCCUCAACGCCAUUCAACAGUUCCGAAUUGAACACCUGAUGGUGGUGCCGCCUAUGCUCAUCUCCAUAUUACAGAAAAAAGAGCUAUGCUCUUCGUACGACUUAUCGAGCGUGCGCUUCGUUUUCUCGGGCGCAGCACCGCUAGGCGAGGAAACCAUAAGCGAGUUGGCCAAGAUCUACCCGAAAUGGCAAGUCGGGCAGGCCUAUGGCAUGACGGAAACUGCGGUAAUCGUAUCCAACACAAGUGAGCACGAUGUUGUGUCAAAAUCGUCGGGGUCGUUGCUGCCAGGUGUCCGUAUCAAGCUUGUAGACCUCGUGUCUGGGAAGGAGAUUACCGAGUAUAACAUGCCGGGCGAGCUUUGGGUCCAGUCACCCUCCGUUGUCCUCGGCUACUUAAACAACGAAAAAGCCACGGCCGAUACCUUCGUCUCGGACGCCCAUGGCCGCUGGAUCAGAACGGGCGACGAGGUAUACGUAACCAAAUCGCCGCAGGGCAAUGAGCAUAUCGUUGUCGUCGACCGCAUCAAGGAGCUUAUUAAAGUCAAUGGCUACCAGGUGGCACCGGCCGAACUUGAAGCGCACAUCUUGACACAUCCGGCCGUUUCCGAUGUCGCAGUGAUACAGGUGCCCAAUGAGCGGUCGGGCGAGGUGCCCAAGGCGUACGUGGUAACGGCCCCUGAGUAUAAGAACAUGCCCAGUGAUAAGAUCGCCACGCUUGUUACCCAGCACGUUGCCGACCACAAGGCGCCAUAUAAAUGGAUUAAGGGCGGCGUGGAGACUGUAGAUGCUAUUCCAAAAAGUCCAAGUGGAAAAAUCCUAAGGAGGUUGUUAAGGGAUCGUGAAUAG
Molecule: messenger RNA, 1716 nt
Organism: Colletotrichum navitas
Lineage: Eukaryota; Fungi; Ascomycota; Sordariomycetes; Glomerellales; Glomerellaceae
Product: 4-coumarate-CoA ligase 2
Exons: 3
Coding region: 1-1716 (571 amino acids)
Molecular function (GO): CoA-ligase activity
Source: RefSeq, a predicted model, not a curated record